Akanthomyces muscarius is the source of this 3273-nucleotide messenger RNA. RefSeq lists its product as uncharacterized. The transcript has 4 exons. NCBI's taxonomy places the organism in Eukaryota, Fungi, Ascomycota, Sordariomycetes, Hypocreales, Cordycipitaceae. The record is from RefSeq and is a predicted model, not a curated record. Bases 1 to 3273 code for a protein of 1090 amino acids.
AUGUUCCAGAGGAUACGAGGUGCCAUCGACCGCACUAUUGCGGAGGAGCAGGCGCGGCAAAGAACCGACGACUCGCCCAUGUCUAGAUCUGGCUCCAACUCAUCCAGGCAAGGAGCCAACACCGGACGAAGAUCACGACCGAACAACGGCAGUACCGAUGGCGUAGAGGCGCCUCCAAACCCCGAUCCCGCCGUCUUCGAGGCCGCAUUUGUCAUUGACGAUAGUGACGAGCCGAGCCGCACUGGUACCCCGAAGCCAGCAGUCCCUGAGAAAGAUGCCACCCUCUCCAAGGAGCGUACGUCCGAUGAUGGUGACAAGGCGGCCGAUCGGGGGAGUGAAAAGCGCACGAGCACCGAGAAGCCCAAUCAUGCUGCCACCUCAGCCGCGACCUCGAAUGCAACGGUUGCGACGCGCGCGAGCCCGACCGAGUUGUCGCCGGAAAUUAAGCAGCGUCUGCGGAAGCUCGAGAAGCUCGAGGCGACGUAUCCAGAACUUUUACGAUCAUAUCGAGUAGCCCACAAGCGAGCAACCUCCAUAGAGCCGUUUGAAAAGGCCCUGCGUGAGAACACCCCUCUUACCUCCAUUGCCGACCCCGAUGCUAUGAUCGAAUACCUCAACCAAUUAAACCUACGUGGAGACAUGGUCAUGGAUGAGCUGAAACGAGUCUCCGCCGAGAAGGAAGAGAUAAAAAAGAAGCAAGUGGAGGCUGAGGAAUCGCUGAAUGCGACCGAGAAAGAACUUGAACAAAUUCGGGCAAAUGGCAAAAAGGACACUGAGAAGGACGCUAAACCUGCUAAGCCUGCAGAGGAGGAGGCAGGCGAAGACUUUUUCUCCUACGAAGACGAAAUUCCCCAGCUCCAGGCGGACGUGGAAGCGAAGGCAGAGGAGAUCGAGGAGCUCAAAGCGCAGGUUACCAAGCUCGAGGAUGAGCUGUCCGCCGCGAAAGAUAGCAGUGCUGGUCUCGCCGUCAGUCUGGAGAAGGCCACCAAGGAGCUUAGUGAAUCGCGCGACGGGUCCAAGAGCCAGGAGAAGCUGCAGAAUGAUCUUGAUUCUCGAGUCAAAGAAGUUGAACAGCUCACCAACAGAUUAAAGGCUGCCGAAGCCGACUUGAAGAAGCUUCAGGACAGCUCGAGCAAAGACACUGACACCAACGCCAGCAAAGCUAAGGAAGCUGAGGCUUCGCGGGCUUCGGCUGAAAAGCGUGUCACUGAUCUCGACGCGGAGCUCGCCAAGGCUAAAAAUGCUACAACUGUCUCGAAGAACCUUAUUGAUGACCUGAAGGCCCAAGUUGAGAAGCUGAAUAACGAAAAAUCUGAAAAGCAGACCAAGGUUGACGAACUUACAAAGAAACUCAACGAAAAGCCUUCUGGAACACCAGCUCCCGCCUUAGAAACGACUGAGAAGCCGGCGGCACCCGCCGCUGCAUCGGGCGGCUCGAAAAAGAAGAACAAGAAAAAGAAGGGCAAGGGUGCCGCUGCAGCCCAAAGUGUUGUUGAUGACGAUACCGAGAGCAAAGCUAGCGAACCUGCCAAGGAAGAGUCUGGAGCUGAUUCCAGUGCCCUGCAGGCGGAGAUCGAGCAGCUCAAGGAAGAAAUAAAGCAGAAGGAUGCAGAGAUUGAGCGCUUAUCCAAGAAGCGCAAGUCCGAAGAGGACCUGCAGGAUGAGAUUGAAACACUCCGAGACAACCUGGUAAACAUUGGACAGGAUCAUGUCGACGACAAGGAGAAGCUCAAGUCCCUCGAGCAGGAAAAGAAGGUGCUCAAGGCAGAAAUUGAAGAAGCCCAGGCCAAACUAAAGUCGUCGACAUCAAACUCCGAGGAGAGCGACAAGGUUCGAGGAGAAAUGGGUUCUCUGCAAAAGGAGCAUGAUGGCCUGAAGGAAAAGUUUGGUGCCCUGCAAUCAGACCUGGGUGCUGCUCAGCAACUAGCGCAAACACGAUUCAAGGAUCUCAGUGAACUGAAAGAAGUCCUGCAAAAGGCCCAGCCAGAGCUCAAGAGCCUGCGACAGGAAUCUGCUACACUGAAGACGACCAAGGAAGAACUAGCCAAUAAGGUAAAAGAGUUGAAGGAAAUGGAGAAGAAGGAGAAGGAGCUGAAGAAGGAGAUUGCAUCAGCACAGCAGCUUGCCACGGACCGCGCUACUGAGAUUAAGACCCUCAAGGAGAAGCUCAGUCAAGAAGUCAGCGCGAAGCAGAAGCUCGAGGAGACCCAGCGUGUGUCUGGGCGUGAUUUGCGUCGCGCCGAGGCCAGCAAGGUUGAACUGAGUGCCAAGGCCGAAAAGGCAGAGGCUGAACUUCAGAAGCUGCAAGACGAGGCCAAGAAGCUUCGGCCGCGUGUCAAGGAACUCGAGGAGCAGAUGCACAAGUUGAAGCGAGAGAAGUCGGCAGCGCAAGAAGAAGCCGAAUUCAAAUCGCAACAAUACAUUAAUGCGCAGGCUCUACUCAGUAGCAUGCGCGACCAGACAACCGAAAUGUCUGUCCAGCUCAAGGAAUCCAAGUCGCAAGCGGAAGCUGUCGAGGAAGAACUUGCCGAGGUGCAGAAGCUUCUCCAGGAGCGAACACGUGAGGGCGAGACAAUGCGCAGACUUCUUUCCGACGUUGACGAGCGAGCCGACGGCAAGGUACGCGAGAUGCGCAGCCGCAUGGAGGCUGCCAUCGAAGAGCGCGAGCGUAUUGAAGAUGAGUCGAGCACCCUCGCGCGCAAAAGGUCGCGCGAGACGGAGGAGCUCAAGCAGAAGUUGCGCGAACUCGAGCGCGAGAUCAAAAACAUGACGCAGGAGCGCGAUGAUCUGGAUGAAAAGUCUAAAGAAUGGCGCCGCCGUCGGGACGAGCUCGAGGCGAUUGAGGAGCGGGCAUCUGCCGAGGCCGAGGAGAUGCGCACCACCGCGUCGCAACUGCGCAGCGCGCUCGAUGCAUCAGAGAACCAGGUUCGCGACGGCGAGAAGCAGCGCGCCGACCUACGCAAGAUGCUCGACGACUCGCGGCAGCGCUACGAGAAGAUCGCCAAGGAUCUCAAAGCGGCCCAGUCGAAGCUUGUGUCGAGCCCGAGUAGGACGUCGAUUGACUCGAACCGCAGCGGCUCUAUGAAUGGGGCCGGCGGCGCCGGCGGCGGCGCAGACGCGACGUAUCUUAAGACGAUUCUGCUGCAGUUUCUGGAGCAGAAAGACGGGCGUCUGCGUGCGCAGCUUGUGCCGGUCCUGGGCAAGCUGCUCAAGUUUGACAAAUCCGAGGAAGAGAAAUGGAGCAAGGCUGUUCAGCAUUUAGAAGUGCGGUGA